Messenger RNA from Notolabrus celidotus (New Zealand spotty), 4183 nucleotides. Its product is annotated as probable C-mannosyltransferase DPY19L4. The transcript has 19 exons. The record is from RefSeq and is a predicted model, not a curated record. Bases 293 to 2596 code for a protein of 767 amino acids. Gene Ontology annotation, molecular function: mannosyltransferase activity. Gene Ontology annotation, cellular component: nuclear inner membrane. NCBI's taxonomy places the organism in Eukaryota, Metazoa, Chordata, Actinopteri, Labriformes, Labridae.
CGCUGGUUUUUCAACACAGCCAUACGUAACUUCCGCCUCAGCCCAGCUGCAGCCCUGAGUUCAGUCCUCCAAACCUCCAAACACACUAAUCAUCACAAAACCUGAGGCUGUUCGACCACAGCUCUGAAACUAAGAGCAGGAAGACCCGAUAUAAGGAGGGGAGGCUUGUAGUAAGAGUAAAGCAGAGUGAAAUAUUGAGUGGUCGGCUCCUGUGUUAGCUAACUGCUCGUUAGCUAGCAUGCUGCCUUCUCCAAACACCAGAAAACUCCUCUCGGAUUAAUCUCACCUCGACAUGACCGAGUUCAGAUGUCGUAAAACAGAGACUGUAGAAGGAGAUGAAGAGGAGGACGAACCAAAACAUGAACCCGAGUUGCACAUUGCAAGUGCUAAUGGACCGGUGAACCCAGAGGAUGAUGGGUCUGCUGAAGGAGGAGAUGACAAGCAGCAGAAAGAUGAAGGUGAAGAUGAAGAAGAGGAUGCUCAAAGCAAAGAGGAGGAAUCAAGGAAACCAGAAUCACCUGUUAAAAGAUCUAAUAAGUCCUCUACAUCAGGUUUCUUGCAGCGCCUGGUGAGGGUGUUCUUCGGAUGUCUGGCAGCAGUUGCCUGUGGCAUGCUGUAUGCCGUGUAUCUGUCUACAUAUCAUGACAGGAAGUUCUGGUUUUCCACAAGACAGGAGCUAGAGCGAGAAAUCACCUUCCAAGAAGGCAGCGGACUCUAUUAUUACUAUUACAAGCACCUGCUGACAGUGCCAUCGUUUGAAAGAGGGUUUUAUGAGCUGACGCUGGAUAACAACACUAUUUCAGGUCAAACCAUCAACGCAGUGGAUCUUCUGUCCCUGUAUCCAGAGCUCAUCACAAGCUUCCUAUACAGAGUCACAGGCAGCCAGGAUGUCGUGGAGCCCAUCUACUUCUAUGUCGGAGCGGUUUUCGGCCUCCAGGCGGUCUACGUCACCGCCCUGUUUGUGUGCAGCUGGGUGAUGAGCGGCACCUGGGUGGCCGGCAUGUUGGCUGUGGCCUGGUACGUGAUCAACAGACCAGAUACAACCAAAGUGGACCAGGCCAUUCCUCUACGGGACAACUGGGCUCUGCCUUACUUCUCUUGCCAGGUCGCUGCUUUGACUGGAUUCCUAAGUAAUAAUAUCAGCUCUGCUGCAGAGAUGUUUUGCUAUCUCACCAUGAGUGCCACCACCUUCACCUUCCUGCUGGUGUGGGAACACAGUCACUACGUGCUCUUCAUCCAGGGCCUCUGCCUUUUCUUGCUCGACUCGUUUGACUUGGUGCCAACACGUAAGAUGGCUGACAUCCACAAGGUGUACCUCAGCUCUUUGUUCCUGGCCUACUUGUUCCAGUUUCAGAACCCGACACUGCUCAGCUCUCCUCUGCUCAGCCUCAUGAUCGGCUCAGUGCUCGCGAGGUACUUCCAGCAAAAAAUGAAGAUGGGACCUCUUGUAGCCAGAGUAAUGAAACUCUUUUUACAUUUCCACCUGGUCUUCACUACAGGAAUCACCUUCAGUUAUUUAGUGAAGAAACUUCUACCUGUCAGUGAGAGUGAUUUCAUAUUGAAAUUCCUGGAAGUAAAGUUUGGACUCAACACAACAACCGACUUCAUCCCAAACUUCCUCAUGUGCCAAGAGGGUUUACAGUCACCUGGUCAGGACUUAUUCCUGCGACUGACUCAGGCCUCAGUCUUUCCUUUCUACUUACUGGUGCUCUCUGUCUGCCUGCUGUCCACACUGCAGACCAUCUACAGAAGACUCAGUGGACAGCCAAUGAAAACCAACCUGAAACUUGAAGACGGGCGAAUAGGAGAACAGCCAGAGGUCAUAUAUCAUGUUUUUCACACGUUGCUUUUCGGAGGCCUUGCUCUGCUGUUUGAUGGGAUGAAAUAUUUAUGGACCCCAUACGUCUGCAUGUUUACAGCAUUUGGUGUUUGUUCUCCAGAGCUCUGGAUGACUGUAUUUAAGUGGCUUAAACUGAAGUCCAUCCACCCUGUAGUUCUGUCUCUGAUUCUGAGCACAGCGGUCCCUACAAUCAUUGGUUUCAGUUUGUGGAGAGAGUACUGCCCUCGUGUCUUAUCAGAGCUGUCAGACCUGUCUGAGUUCUAUGACCCAGAUACAGUCGAGCUGAUCAGCUGGAUCAGGUCUCAGGCUCCGCUGGCGGCUGUCUUCGCAGGAAGCCCUCAGCUGUUAGGGACGGUGAAGCUGUGCUCGGGUUCAGCUGUGACCAGUUUACCGCUUUACUCCGACAUCAACCUGCUGAAGAGGACUGAGGAUACGUAUCAGGUGUAUGCAAUGAGAUCUGCAGAGGACAUCUACAAGAUCCUGACCGCUCAGAAGACAAACUACGUGAUCAUCGAGGAGUCCAUCUGUAACGAGCUCAGUCUCAUUAAAGGCUGCAGGAUAAAAGACCUGCUCGACAUAUCAAACGGACAUGUUGUUUAUGAUAAAGGAGAGAUGUACUCAUUCUCCAAGCACGGACGAUUCUGCCAGGAGAUUAAAAUGAACUACUCGCCCUACACAAACUACUUCACUCGAGUUUUCUGGAACCGCUCGUACCACAUCUACAAAGUCAACUCUGUCAUCUCCUUCCAGUACUGACAGCGGCUGGACAACACACAGGACUACAGUGUGUUCCUGCAGUGUGUGUGUGUGUGUGUGUGUGCUCAUAAAAGUCUGAUCACUGUUAUCUUAAGAAUCCCAGUGUGAGCGGUGAAGGUGCCUGGGAUCACGUGGGCACAUUGUACCUGAAAGUCAUGUCUGAUUUAAGGACUACUGAAGUCGAAGUAUGCCACAUUAACCUCUGAACUGUAGUUUUAUAAGCCAUGUGUUACUGUUACUGUAAUGAAUCUAAUGAAGGGAGGGGUCUGAGGUCUGUGCUCACUUUUUAGAGAAGAAGAGAGCAGCUGGGUGUUUAGGCACAUUAUUUUAAGGCGACAGAAAGUUGUCGUUGAAAUUCCUGGCAAAGGGGUCAAAGGCAGUCCUCCAGUUUGGUACAGACAGAAACAUCUCAAGGUUUAAUUGUCUUCACACCUGCUUUAUGUAUGUCCAUGGAAAUUAGCCCCUACAAAAAUUCUCCCUUAUAGUUUUUAUGAUAUUUGGUCUCUACCUGACUUCGAAUCUAGCUCUGUCUUUUACCCUUAACUUACAUUUGUCCAACACCUCUGAGGUUACUGAUAUGUCCAUUUGCCUCUUGUGCACUUUUUGUUUUGACGCAUAAGCAAAUAUUAGAACCACACAUCUGAAGGCUAACUGCUUGACAUGCCAACAUCAGCAUCUAUCUCAGAGUACGGACAAAUUCAGCUUCACACAGCCUCUUGUAGUCCUGAAAACUCUUGUUUUUUUUAAGCCCCAUUAUUCUAUGAUGAUCCUUUUCUUGUAUUUCAAUUGAACCAACAUUAUUUUAUUUUAAUGCGAAUUAACAUGGCUCAUUAUAUUUAAUCAUGACAUGGUCGUCUGCUGUUUUAAUGGCCAGUCAAAGGAAAUUAUGUGGAAUUUUAGAAUAAUGAUCUAUCAGAAUCUAUGAUAACCUAAGAUACUUUAAUUAUGCCUUGUUCACAAAUAUCUUCAGAUUAAAGUAUGAUCAUUACCAGCUCUUUAAGACUUUAAAAAGCCAACACAGCUUUUCCAAUGUUUCUGUUUUGAGUACACAUAAAGGGAGUGAGUAUGUGUUGUGUUCUUAAAAACAGGCUGUUCCUCAUACGCCAGGCUGUCACAUAUGUUGUUUGCCAAUAUUUUUUGAUGUGUAACAAAGGACGAUCAAUCUCUACUGCCAAAGGAGACACUCACCUGAGUUACUCCAGAGUUCAGCUAUCCAACAAAGACAAAGAAAGAAUUGAAUCAGUAUUCAUGGAUGACAGACUGAAUUUAAUAUAUAACGUGUUUUGUUUUUCCCAUUUAACCCUUGUUUUAUUAUAAAGUAGCUCUACAGCAUUACAAAUAACACAGUAGUGCCUGGUAUGAUGGGAGAGACUGGGCAGCACAGUUUGUAAGAAAAUCACGUGUUCACUGUGUGUGUGUAGUCGAGGCUGGUCCUGAAGCUGCUCACUUCUUUUACUUUGUCUUCAUCCUCUUCUUUUUCUCGAUGCCUUAUUUUGAAAGGCCAUUUAGUGAAUGUUGGGUUUUAUUGAAAUACACAUGAAGAUGAAAGUGUGUACAAGUUCACAAAUAAAAAACUGAUCUCUGUCA